Molecule: messenger RNA, 2228 nt
Organism: Daktulosphaira vitifoliae (grape phylloxera)
Lineage: Eukaryota; Metazoa; Arthropoda; Insecta; Hemiptera; Phylloxeridae
Exons: 5
Coding region: 361-1452 (363 amino acids)
Source: RefSeq, a predicted model, not a curated record
AAUGUAAUACGGUUUACUUCCAAUACCUAUUCGAGUUUAAAAUAGUUUUUUUUUAAAUCUUAACAGCUAAGUAAACGGUUUGUGGUUUAUUAUUUAUUACACUAUUUUCAUUUUCUGUACUGUUGUAAAGUUAACAAGUUUAAACAGCGGCAUUCAUAAUUCUGCGUUAAGUAUUCAAAUAUUAAUUUGUUUGUGGCGCUCUGCUUCAUACGAAACAGGUGAAAUUAUUCUUUAAAACUAAACUUUUCAGUAGUAUUGUAAGAAAAACUGUAAUUAGUCGCUUCUUCAAUCAUUUAAGUUAUACUUUUAAAUUUUUUUAUUUAAUAUUACGUAAUCAUAACUGUUUAUUGAAAAUUCAAAAUGACCUAUUAUAAUUACAUCGUAGUCAGUUUAAUAAUAUUUUGUACAAUUACGAACACCGAAACAACGGCUAAUUCAUUAAGAGUUAUACGAAUCUUAAAAAAUCUAUUCAAGCAUUCUGGAUGGCAAAAUUUAAAUGACGUAAAUAGUAUAAAAUACAUGAAUAUUGAACAUAAAUUAAAUAAUGUUAUUUGCAAUCGAAUCGAUAGAAAUAAUUGUAAUUCCCGAAUUCGAUUGGCAACUGUUUAUCUGGGCUGUAAUUAUGCCAAAUUUUUAAAAAAAAUUAUUUUGAUACUUCAACAUUUUCAUACUCACUGUGAAGAUUUAAAAGGUAAAAGUAAUAGAGACGACUGCAUUUUAAAACUUCUUAACACAAUACAUAUAAUAAGAAAAGAAACGCCAAAGUUAAGAGGCGCCAUGGAUCUAUUGGACAGCUUUCGAAGUUUGCCACGGAAUCAUUCAAAAGAAACGUUUAUUUUAAUCCCUAUAAUAAUAUAUUUAGAAAAUAGUGAAAUUCCCCUUCCUAUACAGGAUAAUUUAACAGACACUAGUAAGUCACUUAAUAAAUUAAAUGAAUUAAUAUUAGAAAUUAAAGCAAAUCUAGAUUUUGACAUUUCAAAAUAUUGUAAUAUUACUUGUGUGUCUGAUGAUCUUAUGUUACAGCAGCAAUAUAAUAUCGAAAUCGAAAAAAACACUAUAAUAAUAAAUAAUGAACGACUACUUUAUAAAUAUUUCAGUAAUAAAAUAAAUGAUGAAAUUCAAGUUACGAUUAAAGAAAAAUUUUACGAUUUAGGAUUCCAAUAUGACAUUAAAACUGGCAAAACGACAAUACCAAUACAUAUUGACCUGAACUCUAGAGGAAGGUUUUGUAAAGUUCUUCAUAAACAUGGUGUGUAUCAAAAGACAGCUGUUUCUACGCAGUCAGUAGAUAAUUCUAUUGAAAGUGAAUCUAGCGAAGAUGAUGAAAAGGAAUUUGACAAUGAGAAAUUGACAAAAAAGUUAAAACGUAUUGCCGAAAAUCAAGAUACUCAGUCUUCAACAUUUAUUGAAUCACCAGAAAACCGAGUUUAUUUUAAUAAAUAUCUUGAUUAAUUAUUGGUUCAACAUUUUUAUUAAUCAGUUAAUUUUUCUAAUAUCAUAUAAUCUAAAUAUGAUAUUAAUAUAUAACAAAUUCAAGUUUAUUCAGUUUUAUGUGAAAGAGAAAUAAAUUAAAAUACAUAUCUUUAAAUAUAAAAUUACAGUAAAUAUAAAAUUUUUGAAAAUACAUUUAUUUUACUUUAAGUGCAUAAAGAUUUUUUAUGUGUAAAAAGCAGGAUUGAGAUGCUUAUGACAUUUUGUUGUAAACUUCAUAAUUAAAACAUCAAAUUAAUCAAUCCAUUUUGUUUAGAUCAUUUAAAACAAUUAUUUCAAACAACAAACACUUGAAAAAAUCAAGUUUAAAACAUAUAAAAAAAUUAUUAAGAAAAGAUAAUAUUAUAACAUUACAAUCCUCUUUGAAACUAUUACCGCUAAUUUUUUAAUUAAAAAAAAAAAAAAAACAUUUUUUUCUAUCUCAGAAAAAUGUGGCCAAACCAGUACUCUUAAAAAUGUCCGAAUUUUCACAUACAUGUACUGGAUGUUUUCAAUGCAUAAAAUGUAAGGAAAAUUUUUAAUAAAUAAUGAUUUAAGUGUUAUUUUUGUGUUUUAAUUAUAAACCUCACCAUUUUGGCCAAAUAAAAUUAUUAGUAUUAUAAGUCUUUUUAUUAUCCUUAAAAUGUUAUAACUAAAUUUUGUAACUGUUCGACUUAUAAUAAUUUAUUUACUUGUAAUUACAUUUAAAAAAUUUAAGAUAAAGUAUAACUGAAUAAAAAACUAAUAAACACCUAAUU